UCGGCGAGCCAGUGAGUGUGGAAUGAUGAGGAUGAUGCCUCCCUCCUACACAUCCAAAAGAGAGAGAAUCUUUUUGUCAUGCUACCUCUCCCUGCCGCAGAGCUCCGAGCGCACCAAUACACGCCGUAGGAGGUGUAGAAAAGGCGGGUCCUCCAUCUAACUCAGCCAAUGUGGGUGAAGGAGAGGCGCUCCCAGCUCGUAGUGCCCUUGUCGUUUCAGCACUGGGAUCCAGAGAGGAGGCAAGGCAGGACAGGCAGGUGCUUGGAAAUAGAUCACAUUGGGAAGAUCCAAAAAGGAUGCUAAGGAGCAAGUGAAUAACAGAAAAGUACAUUUCUUGGGAAUACUGACUCCAGUCUUGGUUUAUAUCUUUUUUUCUUUUUUUUUUUUUUUUAUCUCUCUUGACUUUGUUUCCCAGCUUCCUCACUUGGUGGAGUCUUCCUUCCUCCUCCUUGCACUCCUCAAGGAUUGCUGACAUUCACGCACACGCAUCUACUCGAGUACAGCCGCCAUGGAAACUGGGAGCCCCAGGAAGAUACAGUUCACCGUGCCACUACUGGACACCCACCUGGACCCAGAAGCAGCUGAACAGAUUAGGAGACGUCGACCAACACCCGCAACUUUAGUGGCAUCCAGUGACCAGUCAUCACCAGAAAUAGAUGAAGACCGUCUGCCUAACACACUGUACAAGGCCGCCUUGCUGAACUCUCCUCUACAGCGGCGGAAAGGACAAAAAGGAACGCCCACAAUGAAAGAGCUGCAGUUUCUGGUAGAGCAUCACCUAUACAGGCAGCAGCAAGGAGGCGCUGACGAGUGCUCCUCCGAGAGUUGUUUGUCGGACAGGCCCAGCCCGGAUUCAAUGGCCCCGGGGGAGGAGCUCCCACGGGAUGAUGAGGCCACUGCUGAGGCUUUUGAGAAGCUGCGUUGCCAAAUGGAGGCGGAGUUCUCCAGGGAGAGUCUUUCAGAAGCGACCGUCGACGGAUUGGAGUUCCCCCUCUCUAAGGAAGACGACGACCGCUCCAGGGUCGCUUUGUCAGAUCCUUCAUCACAGCUCAACAACGCACAAGCAGCCAAAAAGACGGCGACGUGCAGCACCAGUCAGCCAGCCGUCGAGAAGACAAUGAAUCUCUGCCCAGGGACAGAAAAAUAAAUAGAAGAUGAAAAGAAUUAAUGAAAGCGCUCGUGUGUACGUUGUAAA
Messenger RNA from Syngnathus acus (greater pipefish), 1195 nucleotides. Its product is annotated as protein phosphatase 1 regulatory subunit 1A-like. The coding region runs from base 509 to 1147 and encodes 212 amino acids. The record is from RefSeq and is a predicted model, not a curated record. Lineage: Eukaryota; Metazoa; Chordata; Actinopteri; Syngnathiformes; Syngnathidae. Gene Ontology annotation, molecular function: protein phosphatase inhibitor activity. The transcript has 7 exons. Gene Ontology annotation, biological process: intracellular signal transduction. Gene Ontology annotation, cellular component: cytoplasm.